AGGCGAUAAAAUGAAGUACUCCCUUUACGAUUCCGGGCCGAGAGGAUUUACCUCGACAGCAAACGUCAUUCACAAAAAUAUUUGUCAGUUGCAAACAUAAAUGCAACUUAAUACAUAGAUAGGAAGGUAACUAGGUUAUGCGUUUAUGCUGCACUUAACGGCGUAAAAAAAGGAAUUAUCCUAGGAUUCGCGAAGGAAUGAUUCGAUUGGUUGAGAGUGACUGGAGAUGGAUUCGGAUUGGCGGGGCAUUGGAAUUAUUGGAAACUCUUCAUAAUACACAUCCGUCUACGAUUUCAUUAACGGCGAUAGUGGCGAUCUCUGAUAUAGUGAAAAUGGCGUCGCGGGAUAGUAGUUCAACUUUUCGCCUACGUGUGCCGCAUUUCGUGGCGAGCAGUGGCGAGCACCCAUAGAAAGGUGGCGCAAAAGGUGGAAAAGAUGGCGACGGCGUAGAGGUGAUUGUUACGCGUGUGUCAGUGAAUUCGGUAAGGGAUUUUAAAAACCCACGUGAACGCGAUUGGAGUCCAGUGCAUACAAGGAUUGAAUCGGUUUUUUUAACAUCAAUUUAUUCUAGAAAGGAAGGAAAAACAAUAAAGCAACAAUGGUGUGUAUGGCCAGUGAAAGCAGCGUGCCCUGCAUAAUUACCGACCUCAGCAACAAGGCCAAAAAAAAGAUAGAGAAGAUAAAAAAAGAAAUAAUGCUAUAUCCAUCGAUGAAAGUCGCUGAUAUUUUUCAGCACGUUGUAAUGCAGUAUUCGUAUCUACCAGAUGACUUUUUCUUAAUAAUGAGGGGUACCGAAAAAGGACCGGUGGAAUUGGAUGAAGUAAAGGACAAAACACUACAAGAUAUUGGAGUAGAUUUUUCUGGCAAUACGAGCUAUGGAAUGUUCAUCAUGGAUGUUUUGGGAACUGCAUUGCCUACAUCUAGACCUGCGGUAACAGGCCCAGAAGCUGAAGAUGAUCUUAUGUUGGGCACUUCGGCAAGUCCUACUUCAUUGCAUCAAACUCACUAUGACUGCCCUCUAGCUGAUGUAGACACGAUGGACGAAUCCGGGGAUUUCAAAUUCCUUCAGAGAAGUGUCAGUAAACGUGAAACGAAUUACGUGGGCCUGGUUAAUCAAGCUAUGACGUGCUACCUAAAUAGUUUACUGCAAACAUUGUACAUGACUCCAGAAUUCAGAAAUGCUCUAUACAACUGGGAGUACGUUGAAAGUUCAGAAAAGGACGAAGCUAAGAGCAUGCCUUACCAAAUGCAGAAGUUAUUCCUGAAUUUGCAAACAUCGACAAAGUCAGCUAUCGAAACAACGUCAUUGACGAAAAGCUUUGGCUGGGACUCUACCGAAGCAUGGCAGCAACACGACAUUCAAGAACUGUGUCGGGUGAUGUUCGAUGCAUUAGAGCAAAAAUUUAAGAACACAGAACAAGCGGAUCUCAUCAACAGGCUGUACGAAGGGAAGAUGAUAGACUACGUAAAAUGUUUGGAGUGUGGUACUGAAAAAUCUAGGGAGGAUACUUUCCUUGACAUCCCUCUACCACUAAGGCCUUUUGGUAGCUCCGUAGCUUACAACAGUGUGGAGGAAGCCCUCAGAGCGUUUGUUCAACCAGAAACUCUCGACGGUAAUAAUCAGUACUUCUGCGAGAAAUGCAACAAAAAAUGUGACGCCCACAAGGGCUUGAAAUUCACCAAGUUCCCUUAUCUAUUGACUCUCCACCUGAAGCGUUUCGACUUCGACUACAAUACCUUCCACAGAAUCAAACUCAACGACAAGGUGACAUUUCCUGAUAUCCUGAAUUUAAACUCCUUCAUCACAUCAUCGACGAGCCUGGAGUCACCUGGAGGUGACGAAGACAUGGGCUUAGGCGUUAAAUGCGACGAUAGUUCAACCACCGAUAGUGGAACCUUAGACGACGAAUGUCCUCCUUGUGAAAAUAGCAUGUCUAACGGCAAUCACUCGAUUGGUCACGAUCAGGACGACGAUGAAGGAAUAGACAUGAGCAAUGGUGGUCCGUCCACGUCUACCUGCACCACUCACAGUUACGAAAGUGAAAAGAAUCGUGGAAAUCGCUCCGGCGGACAGGGUCCCUAUAAUUACGAGCUCUUCUCGAUCAUGAUACACAGCGGCAGCGCUAGUGGAGGUCAUUACUAUGCUUACAUUAAAGACUUCAAGACUCAAGAGUGGCUGUGCUUUAACGAUCAGAGCGUUACUUGGAUCACUCACGACGACAUUCAGAAGACUUAUGGAGGCGGGCCUGUAAGGGCGUAUUACAGCGGUGCUUAUAGCAGCAGCACCAACGCGUACAUGUUGAUGUAUCGGCAAAUCGAUCAGUGUCGUAACGCCCUGCCGAUGCAGGCAAAAGACUUCCCGAAACAUAUUCAAGAACUCCUAAAGAAGAUGAAGGACAACGAGGAGUACGACCGGAGGAAUCGAGAGAAGCAUACGACGAUGUACAAAAUGAACGUCUAUUGUCGUCACCCGCGAGAUGGUAAAAUGGUAGACGUCAAGUUCCACGUGUGGACCCACACGUGGGCUGCGGCCACGGAGAAGGCCUACAAGAAACUCGACCUGGAGGAUGUAGUCAGCCUGGACCGUUGCAGACUGGUCGCUUAUAAUCACGCCAACGAUCUGAUAGAGUGUAGUCUGGACGGUAUGGAGGACUUCAUGGUCGACGAGAUCUGCGGCAACCACUUCCGCUCCGAAUAUCUCCUCGAGAUCAGGAAGAAGGACGAGAAGUUCGAAAAGUACACGCUGGGCGGAGUCGCGACCAAGGUGUUCGUCGUGGACGUCGCCAAGAAGGAAGUGGUCGACGAGGCGAUCAGCGUGCGUGGCUUCUUCCUGCAAACGGUGAGGGAGUACAAGGAACAGGUCGGCAAGGUCGUCAACAUGGAUCCGAAGCAGAUGAAGAUGGUGCUGCUGAGAUGCUCGAGCUACCAGGCGGUGCUAAUCGACAAGGACGACAACACCCUGGAGGACGAGCACAUUCAGAAUCGCGACAAGGUGUUCGUUGCCACGGCUUUCGACGUCGAUCCCACGAAGCCCUUCCUCGAGUCGACACUUCACAAUAUUGCCAUAAACUUUAACUACGUGAUAUCGGUGCAUGUCGUUCUACCGGACACAAGUGAGGAAACCUUGAAAGACCUGAACAUACCACCGCUGGAGACGAACGAGGAGGAGGAGAGGGACAAGGAAAAGGAACCGGAUAACGAGAACGAAAAGAAGAAGGACAAGGAGCCGGAAAGCGAGGUGUUGGCCAAUUGCGGCCCCACUAAAAUAACCAUCACCGUGCCACCUAGCGCAAUCGUUAAGGCCACUUUACCUACGAAAGACGCGAAGAGUGCCGAGGAAACAGUCCCGAGGAAUCCCAGCCCACAACCCGUGGAUAACGAGGAGUGGAGGGAAUGGAUGGGACCGGAACAAAGCAACAGCGAGGACAGCAGUCUCAGCGAUAGCGACAGGACUCUUGUGGGAGAUGCUCCGGACACCGAGAAUCCUCACACAAUGGCGCUGACCCCUGAAACCAUCUUCUACAGUCCGGAGGCCUCUCAGCCCGAGGUUUUCUAUUUCAAGGCCAUCCCGUACACGGAUAACGGCCAAAAGCUGCUGAGGGUACUGGUCGACAAGAGGAUGCAGCUGAACACGUUGAAGAAGUGCCUGGAACCGUUCGUCGGGGUCUCGUCCAAGUACUUCAAGGUCUACUUUCAGUCGAACGAGUAUGACGGGUGGGAGUGCGACCACUUUAAUAGCUGCAUAGCCUUCUGCGAGGACGCGGAAAGGAUCCUCCUGAAGCUCGGCAAGCCGCUGCGAAACGGAGACUUCAAAGUCGAUAUCUACCAAUUGUUCGUCGACAGACUCGAGCCGUUCAAAUUCCUUUACGAAUGGAUCGGCUCGAAGGAAACGACCGGGGCUCAGGCGAAGAAGGAAAUCCUGGCCGAUCUGAAGAAACAGUUCAACAUAGAUAUACCUUACGAGAGGUGUCGACUGAGAAAGAAGAAGAACAAGACGAUGUCGCAGGUCUUCCUGGCCGAUCAGAAGCUCGAGGACCUGAUGAACCUCACGUAUCCGCCGAGCGACUUGGUCGUGCAGGAACUACCCGACGUGGACACCGUCACCAGCCCCGAACAGAUAGUCAUGUUCGUGCGGAGGUGGUCGUACUGGAAGACGCAGCUUGGCCCGUACCAGGAGAUCGUCCUGGAAGAGAAGUCCAUAGAGAGUCUGAAGGAGGCGAUGUCCGCGAUAACGGAUAUACCGCCCCAGUACCUCGAGAUCGCGAAGGCGAAGAGGUCAUUGCCCUGCAUAAUCGCUACGAGGAAGAUACACGAGGCCCUCCCGUGGUAUCUACAGAGCACGGUGAAGAAACUGUGGCUCAUGCACCUGGAGAACGGUUACGUCCUGUUUUACAGGGAUUCCAGGGAAGAGCCGAAGCCAAUCAGCGUCGACGACCUGACGGAGAUCGGCAACAAGGAGGGCUCUUCUUGCCUGACCCUGUCCUCGCUCUCCGGGUACAGCCCACGGCGGGAGAAGGCCCUGAAGAUACACCUCGACACCAAAUGAUUCGGUCACCUAGAUCCGAUUAGCUUGGAACCACCCUGCCGAUAAGCAGCCGUAACGUUCACUUAGGUAACAAAAUCGUUUGACGAGAUAACAAAUUCGAUACCCUCGGAGCCUAGGUAAAAGACGCGGUACGAAUGCCAAGCCCGUUCACAUCACGACGAUACGGAGGCGCGGCGACGAUUAACCCUUUCGAUGCCAGUCCACCACCGAAACGAUUAGAGACCACACUUUGUUACCGAUAUACAGCACGAAUCGCUUGUCAGUCGGCUGCGCUUUCCCCUCUGUCACCCCCGGCGCCAUUAUCCCGUUUCUCUCAUCCGAGCGUCGAAGGAGGAAGGGGAAAAAGGAAGACGCCCAAGAGGCCGGAGGCGAAGGCACACCCCGAAGAACCAACAGCGAAGGGCUACAUGACCAAAGAGGCAUUCAAGGUUUCCUGGCUGGAAGGCUCGACCGGAAUCACGCCUUGGAUACGCGGCUCUAGGAUUAAGUGCGAGGCAAUUUCGAGAUGGGCCCUUCGGUGUUCGACGUCGCGCUCCCCGAUCGGUCCCUCGGCCGAGGGUGCGGUUCGUGCAGGCGGUCCGGCGAUGCCACGGUGUAAAUUCGCGGGAAAGAAAAAGAAAAAAAAAAAUAUAUCGAAAACCUAGGAAAAUUUAUUCGAUAUCCUUGCACGGUAUCGCACCCGCGGAACGUAUCCGUUUCACGUAUCGUAACCCAUUGAAAAACCCCACCCGUCCCGAACGGCCGUUCCUCGAGUAGGGACGCGACGGGUCGAAUAUCUCGACUAGUUAGCGCACCUGUCGGUACGAAUAAAAUGCGAAUUACUGUAGCAAGUGCGAGAAUGUCUUAUAUACUCGUACCGAGGUAUCAGCCGCGCGUUACUCGUCCACUCUAGGCGUUACUCGAGUCGCUUAACUCGCCACCUCGCCGCAGACUUUGCUCUUGUAUAAGAACCUAUUCUUUAUUUCUUUCGGCGAUUCCUCGUCUCGCGUCCAGACUCGGAUUCGCGUUUUUUCAUCCGAGUUAGGGCUAUGUCAAGGCACUCGACUCGUCGCGUCGCUAUUAAGGAACGCCGCGCCGUUUCAAAUCGUGUUUUUCGCAGAGCUGGACAGAAUCUCUCUUCGGAUGUAUUAACCUGGUGUCCCGCGGUUUCGCCCAGCUCUGCCUCCAUGUCAAUCCCCCGUGUCCCUCCGGUUUUCUCGCAGGAAUUCUCCCGAGAUAAUGGCUUCUUUAACCGGCCGAGGUACCGCCGACUCGCUGUGCUCAUUACGUGCCUCGAAACCUCGGAAACGGGCGCCGUUACAUUUAGAACGGGUCUGGCCCUUGCAUUUAUAUUACAUCGGCUAUUCGACUCGGCAUUUCUUAUUGAUUCCAUUUAAUCGAGAGCGCGGAAACGGGAGGGUUUAACGGAAAUUAUCGGACCCUCGUGUUGAAUGUAGUUUUACAACGGAAGUCGCCACGCGAGAUCCUCCUGCGAGAAGCGAACCCCCUCGGAUCCUCGGUUCUUCUUUCCUUUCCGGUUUUUCUAGUGACCCCCUUAUGCGCGAUCCGCAAUAAACUUACCCUAUUAUUAUUAUUAUUAUUAUUAUUAUUAUUAUUACUACUAUUGUCAUUAUCAUUAUUAUAUAUCGUAUUUGUACAUUAUAUUUAUUGCACGUUUGUUAUACGAAGGCCGAAGCCUGGAUCGAAUGCCGGCCUUCCCUAGGUUGAUUCGAUUUCCUCGUGGGAAUGUUUUAAGGCUGCAGGUCCACAUUGUGCUCGAAUUGGCCCUUUUGGAUGCGUUUACUUAUUGCUGUUUUCUUUUACUUAAUCGCUGAAAGUUUAAGGAGGGAAAUCCAAUUGGAAGCCGAUGGUUGGUCGCGAAACGGUGGUCGCUCGCUACGAACACCGGCUUUCCGUGACUAGCGUUUACACAAUGUCGACGAGCCAAUUCUCCCUUUCUUUCUCCCCUCUUUCUCUCUUACCUUUCUAUGUUUAUCUAUCUCCCCCCCCCCCUCUGUCUCUCUCUCUCUCUCUCUGUAUCAUACACUGUAGUUAUGAAACAAAUUAUAUUUAUAAUAAUUAACAACGGAAUUAUUGGACUGAUGGAA
Orussus abietinus is the source of this 6633-nucleotide messenger RNA. RefSeq names its product ubiquitin carboxyl-terminal hydrolase 47 (gene Usp47). NCBI's taxonomy places the organism in Eukaryota, Metazoa, Arthropoda, Insecta, Hymenoptera, Orussidae. Gene Ontology annotation, cellular component: nucleus; cytosol. Gene Ontology annotation, molecular function: cysteine-type deubiquitinase activity; cysteine-type endopeptidase activity. The coding region runs from base 599 to 4546 and encodes 1315 amino acids. Gene Ontology annotation, biological process: protein deubiquitination. The record is from RefSeq and is a predicted model, not a curated record. The transcript has 18 exons.